Messenger RNA from Ogataea angusta, 1935 nucleotides. RefSeq lists its product as uncharacterized. NCBI's taxonomy places the organism in Eukaryota, Fungi, Ascomycota, Pichiomycetes, Pichiales, Pichiaceae. Gene Ontology annotation, biological process: cellular response to unfolded protein; protein refolding. The record is from RefSeq and is a predicted model, not a curated record. Gene Ontology annotation, cellular component: cytoplasm; mitochondrion. The transcript has a single exon. The coding region runs from base 1 to 1935 and encodes 644 amino acids. Gene Ontology annotation, molecular function: heat shock protein binding; ATP binding; ATP hydrolysis activity.
AUGUUUCGUUUCCAGCUCGGGGCAAAUUCAAGGCUGCUUUCGAACACUUUGCACCAAGUUCGGCUCGUUUCAAAAAGAGUAAAGUCAUCAAAGGUAGUAGGCAUUGACUUGGGAACAACCAAUUCUGCGGUUGCGGUGUUGGAAGGGAACAAACCUAAAAUCCUUGAAAAUCAAAAUGGCGACCGCACAACACCCUCCAUUGUGGCUUUCACGAAAGAAGGUGAUGUUCUUGUUGGUACCCCUGCAAAACGACAAAGCAUCGUCAAUAAUGAGAAUACCUUUUAUGCAACUAAGAGAUUAAUUGGACGCAAAUAUAGUGAUGAUGAGGUCCAAAAUGACAUUCACAGACUGCCUUACAAAAUCGUCGAGCAUGCGAACGGGGAUGCUUGGCUGCAGACAACCAUUGCGCAAGGUCUGUCAUACUCACCUGCCCAGAUAGGAGGUUUUAUACUACGUGAGAUGAAAAGGGUUGCUGAGCUACAACUAGCAGAAGAGGUAAAGAAUGCGGUCAUAACAGUUCCCGCAUACUUUAACGACUCACAACGACAGGCCACCAAGUCGGCAGGUCAUUUGGUUGGAUUGAAUGUUGUCAGGGUGAUAAAUGAGCCUACGGCUGCUUCCUUAGCCUAUGGUAUCGGAGGGAAGGACAAGAAAAACGGUAUUGUUGCUGUUUAUGAUUUGGGUGGGGGAACAUUUGACAUUUCGAUACUUGAUAUCGAAGACGGCGUAUUUGAGGUGCGAUCCACCAAUGGCGACACACAUCUUGGAGGCGAAGAUCUGGACAAUAUAUUGGUUGAAUUCAUUUUGAAAAGAUUCCAAACGAAAUCCGGUAUCGAUCUUCGGCAAGAUAGAAUUGCCGUUCAAAGAAUUCGCCAAGCUGCGGAGAAGGCAAAGAUUGAGCUAUCUCAUGUGAAGAGUACUACUAUUGAUUUGCCUUUCAUCACCAAAACUGAAAGUAUAAGUAUACCUCUCACAGAAGAGGAGCUUGAUGACAUGAGCUCGGAUCUGAUUGAGAGGACAAUACUUCCAGUCAAAAAAGCUCUCAAAGAUGCAGACUUGAAAGUGCAAGAUAUCGACGAAGUCAUUCUCGUCGGUGGAAUGACAAGAAUGCCUAAAAUAAGAAACACUGUCGAGAGGUUUUUUGGUAUAAAGCCAACAACUCAGGUAAAUCCUGACGAGGCUGUGGCUCUUGGCGCUGCUAUUCAAGGUGCUGUCCUCUCAGGAGAAGUGAAGGAUGUCCUGCUUUUGGACGUUACUCCUUUGACUCUCGGAAUUGAGACAUAUGGGGGUAUGUUUUCACCACUUUUGCCACGUAAUUCUACGGUGCCCUGCAGAGUCACUCAGAUGUAUUCAACUGCUGUGGAUGGGCAGGGCUCAAUAGAUAUUAAUGUCUAUCAAGGGGAACGGCCUCUCGUGCAGGAUAACAUAUUGAUCGGAAAAUUCAAAUUGACUGAUAUUCCACCUCUACCAAAGGGCACGCCGCAAAUUGAGGUGAUGUUUGACAUUGACGCGGAUGGAAUCAUCAAAGUGAGUGCAAGAGAUAAAGCAAGUGGAAAAAAAUCGUCCAUAACUGUGUUUGGAAAGAGUGGCCUAACCGACGAGGAAGUCAAACGAUUGGUAGACGAAAGUAAACAAACAACAAAGCAAGAUCAGGCAAAACUAAACUAUCUGAAGUUAGUCAACAAUUUGGAGUUGGUAAUGUUCGAUACUGAACAAGUUCUCAAGGAUAUCGAAAAUUAUGUGGACACAAGCGAUGGGGCCACAAUAAAGCGAAAGCUUAACACCGUCAAAAGAAUGAUCGAUGAUUCAAGAAAGGGAGAAUUGUUCGACCAAAAACUUAUCAAAGCAGCACAAGAAGAAUUACAGGAGGAAGCUUUGCAAGUUAUCCAGAAGGCAGCUGAAAGAAGUAAGGCACAACGAAAAGUUGAAGGUUGA